Messenger RNA from Hordeum vulgare subsp. vulgare (domesticated barley), 1620 nucleotides. RefSeq names its product probable protein phosphatase 2C 28. The transcript is spliced from 5 exons. Lineage: Eukaryota; Viridiplantae; Streptophyta; Magnoliopsida; Poales; Poaceae. Bases 128 to 1327 code for a protein of 399 amino acids. The record is from RefSeq and is a predicted model, not a curated record. Gene Ontology annotation, biological process: protein dephosphorylation. Gene Ontology annotation, molecular function: protein serine/threonine phosphatase activity; cation binding.
CAUAGCCCUGCACCUGCAGCAGCAGUAGCAGUCCACACCACCACAACCAGUCAGUCACACAAGAAUCAGGAUUGGCGCGGAGGGCGGCGGUGGGCAUGCCGUCGAGGAGCUGCGGGGAGAGGGCGUGAUGGCGGCGGUGAUGGACUACUUCAGGUCGUGCUGGGGCGCGCGGUCCCGGUCCGGACGGCGGGGCAAGAAGGGCUCGGACGCCGCCGGCCGGCAGGACGGGCUGCUGUGGUACAAGGACGCCGGGCAGGCGGCCACAGGCGAGUUCUCCAUGGCGGUGGUGCAGGCCAACAACCUGCUGGAGGACCAGAGCCAGGUGGAGUCCGGCUCGCUCUCCAUGGCCGACCCCGGCCCGCAGGGCACCUUCGUCGGCGUCUAUGAUGGCCAUGGCGGCCCGGAGACCUCCCGCUUCAUCAAUGACAACAUGUUCCACCAUCUCAGAAGAUUUGCAACCGAGCACAAGUGCAUGUCGGCCGAUGUGAUCCGGAAAGCCUUCCAAGCAACCGAGGACGGCUUCCUUUCCGUAGUCAGCAAGGAAUGGUCUGUGAAGCCUCAGAUCGCAGCAGUGGGCUCGUGUUGCCUGGUCGGUGUAAUUUGCUCCGGGACUCUCUACAUCGCAAACGCCGGCGACUCGCGUGCGGUUCUCGGACGGCUCGUCAAGGCGACCGGUCAGGUUGUGGCCAUGCAGUUAUCGGCGGAGCACAAUGCGUGCUACGAGGAAGUUAGGCAGGAGCUACAGUCAUCACACCCUCAUGAUCCACAAAUUGUGGUUCUAAAACACAACGUUUGGCGUGUGAAGGGCCUCAUCCAGAUCUCAAGAUCUAUCGGAGAUGUAUAUCUGAAAAGACCAGAGUACAACAGAACACCUCUACAUAGCAAGUUUCGGCUCCGGGAAACCUUCAAGAAGCCAAUUCUUAGUUCUGAGCCUGCAAUCGCUGUACACCAAAUACAACCGAGUGAUCAGUUUGUUAUAUUUGCUUCUGACGGGCUAUGGGAGCACCUCAGCAAUCAGGAAGCGGUUGACCUUGUCCAAACUAACCCUCGUAAUGGGAUCGCUCGGAAGCUAGUGAAAGCCGCGAUGCAAGAAGCGGCCAAGAAGAGGGAGAUGAGAUACUCGGACCUGAAGAAGAUCGAGCGCGGGGUGAGGCGGCAUUUCCACGACGACAUAACGGUGGUCGUGGUGUUCCUGGACGCGAGCGCCGUGAGCAGGGCGGGGUGGAGCAAGAGCCCGUCGGUGUCGGUGCGAGGGGGCGGCGUGAGCGUCCCCGCCAACUCCCUCGCGCCUUUCUCGGCCCCCACCAUGGUGAGCAGCACCUACUGAAAGAGAAUCCGGCGUGCCCGCCGAGAGGAGAAACUUUAUGAGCAGAGAGUGUUCCUGCUGCUGUGAAACUGCUCACCCGGGUAAUUAAACUAGCGUACUGAUAGCAAGGUAUAAGGUUAGAUCACCACCGUUCCUUAGCGACGCUUUUCGCCCCCCCUCCUCCCCUUUGUUCUUUUAUCUACCCUUUUUCUUUUCUCCAAUGAGAGAGGAGAACAAGGUGGCUGUAAAUUUGUCCAGAACAUCGUCGUCGUCUCUUUUCGCAAUAGUCCAUCUCCUUUUUCCGCCGUCGAAAA